AGAUUUAAAGACACCACUCUACCACCAUGGCACCAGGGAUAUUUCUGCUGUAUUGUGCUGCCUCCCCUAAUCUUACAUGAAGAUGUAUGGGAUCCUUGCCAUCCAUGGUCUGGUGAGCCCUACCAAUAUGUGACUUGCCCAAGUAAAGGCUCAACAAUGGUGUAGGCAACUGUUAUGUUGGGACCAACUUACUUACAUUGUGCAGAGAAGGUCCUCAUCAGAAAAUGAUUCGUUGAUCUGAUCAUAGCAACUGGUGAAGACUUAAGGCAUGACAGGUUUCUUAAAACCUUAUUUGGCACUAGAGAACUGAAAUGAAAGACCUUUGCAUGAAGAGAAAAUGUUGGUCAUGACCACUUGGUCAAACGAUGUGUUUCUCCUGCUUUGAUGAUCCAGAAAGAGAAGGAAGGCAGGCUAUGGAUGGAAGAAAUAACACAGUUGUGACCUAUUUCAUUCUGAUUGGGCUGUCAGAGUACCCCAGGGCUCAAGUGGUCUUUUUCUUCCUGCUCCUCGUGUCCUAUCUUGUCACCUUGCUGGGAAAUGUCCUUAUUCUCUUCUUGAUUCACUAUGAUUCCCGUCUCCACACACCCAUGUACUUCUUCCUCAGCAACCUCUCCUUCCUGGACAUCUGCUACACCUCAGCGAGUGUUCCUCAGAUGAUCAUUAACUGUUUAGUCACAAUUCCCAUCAUCUCCCUGGGCCAGUGCUUGGCCCAGAUGUGUGCUGGCCUUUACUUGGGGGUGGUGGAAUGCCUUCUGCUGGCCGUCAUGGCCUAUGACCGUUGCAUAGCCAUUGGUGACCCUUUGCGCUACUCGGUGAGGAUGGGUCCACAGCUCUGUGUCCAGCUUUCAGUGGGGUCCUGGGUUUCAGCCUUUCUCCUCACUGUGAUACCAACCCUGACCACACCACUAGAGUUCUGUGGCCACCACAUCAUCAACCACUUCUCCUGUGAGCUCUUGGCUGUCAUCAAACUCGCCUGUAAUGAUCUGAGGUACAAUGAAUAUUUUAUGAUGGCAUCCAGUUUUCUCACCCUCCUGCUACCCUUUGCCUUCAUCCUUGCUUCCUAUGGGCGCAUCCUCAGGGCUGUGCUGAAGAUGCAUUCAACUAAAGGUCGAAAGAAGGCUUUCUCCACCUGUAGCUCCCAUCUCACUGUGGUGGUCAUCUUUUAUGGCACAGCCAUCUCCAUGUACAUGAUGCCCCAAGAUAAGGCCAGCAGGGACCGGGACAAAAUCAUCUCGAUGCUAUAUGGUGUUGUCACACCCAUGCUUAACCCCCUUAUCUACAGCCUCCGGAACAAGGAUGUGAAGGGGGCCUUACAGAAACUAUGUGGGGAGAAGACUACCACCUAAGAAAAGAUCUUUUUUCUGUACCUCAAAGAUGAGGGUCCGAUUAUUGA
Molecule: messenger RNA, 1393 nt
Organism: Monodelphis domestica (gray short-tailed opossum)
Lineage: Eukaryota; Metazoa; Chordata; Mammalia; Didelphimorphia; Didelphidae
Product: olfactory receptor 13H1-like
Biological process (GO): G protein-coupled receptor signaling pathway
Cellular component (GO): membrane
Molecular function (GO): G protein-coupled receptor activity; olfactory receptor activity
Source: RefSeq, a predicted model, not a curated record